GUCCGGCCGCCUGCUUUGCUGCCCACGACCACGGUUACGUUGGGUAAUCUGUGGUUGUGUUCCAUGCCGUCACAGCAGCCGAUCUGCCGCCGUUCUGUCAGCUGAGAUGCGGAAGAUCAAGCAAGCUGUGAUCAAGCGUCGACUUGGCAGAUCCGAGACGGCAGUUGUUUCGGUCGAAGCCUGCUUGACGUAGCCGGUUGCUGGUGCAGGUGCUAACCAAAACAUUCCAUGAUGCGAGACUCUUAGUAUCUCAAGAAACAACAACCCAGCAACAUGUCGACCGUUUGGAAUAACACGACCACCGAAAACAUCAUCAACGACAACGCAGUGCAAGUAGCUUUCUUCAUGAUCUACACCACAAUCUUCGUUCUAGGCAUCUUCGGCAACGUCCUAGUGUGCUACGUAGUGUUCCGCAACCGGGCUAUGCAAACUGUGACGAACUUAUUCAUCACCAACCUAGCUCUCUCCGACAUCCUGCUUUGUGUCUUGGCAGUGCCCUUCACUCCCCUUUACACCUUCCUUGGAGAAUGGGUGUUUGGGAGGCUCAUCUGCCACCUGGUAUCCUACGCCCAAGGAAUCAGCGUCUACAUCUCCACGCUGACCCUAACCUCGAUAGCCAUCGACAGGUACUUCGUGAUCAUCUAUCCGUUCCACCCGAGAAUGAAGCUGUCCACUUGCAUCAUCAUCAUAGUGAUCAUCUGGAUAUUCUCAGUGCUAGUGACCUUGCCGUACGGGGUAUACGUCAAGCUGAAGUCGGACCAGGACAGCGAUAAGUUCUUCUGCGAGGAGAACUGGCCUAGCGAGGACUGGAGGAGGACCUUUGGAGGCAUCACCACGGCCAUGCAGUUCUUGAUACCCUUCGUGAUCAUGGCGUUCUGUUAUAUCUGCGUGUCUAUCAAGCUGAACGACAGAGCGAGGACCAAGCCGGGGUCCAAGAACUCCAGGAAGGAGGAGGCGGAUAGAGAGAGGAAGCGCAGGACCAACCGAAUGCUCAUAGCUAUGGUGGCUGUUUUCCUCAUCUCCUGGCUACCUCUGAAUUCCAACAACAUCGUCAACGACUUUUAUCUGCAGAUGCAGGACUGGGCCUUCUACCAUUUGACUUUCUUCAUCACUCAUGCCAUAGCCAUGUCUUCGACGUGCUAUAAUCCUUUUUUGUACGCUUGGCUGAACGAGAAUUUCAGGAAGGAGUUCAAGCAGGUUUUGCCCUGCUUCGAUGGACCUGCAGGAAGGAUGGCUUCAUCUUGCAGAUUCGAGAAUUGGAGAUCGGAAAGGACUUGUAAUGGGAAUGAGACUGCGCAGGAGUCGCUUCUGCCUUCUUCUGGAGUUCACAGGGCCGUCUCCAUAAGGGAAAGGAAACUCACCCCGCCGCCCCCCCUGAAGACCGACAGCGUCGAAAUGGAGAGUGUGAUGGUGCCCACCGUGGGGGUGGUGUACGAUUCCGCCUCCGACAUAGUCAGACUCAAGCUCAUCGCCGAGGAGGAACCGCCCCCAUAUGAGGCGGCACCACCAGCAGACGAGUAAAUGUGCUGACGCAAUUAUUGUUUAGAGAUAUUCAAGAAAAACUACUCCAUGUAAUUAUGAUGUGUAUAAAUGUUCGACAGUGCCAAUUUACAGUAGAUAAGAAAUAUAAAUAUAUUAAUUAUUGUAAAAAUAAAUAU
Phaedon cochleariae (mustard beetle) is the source of this 1658-nucleotide messenger RNA. The record is from the annotation of a GenBank genome assembly. Lineage: Eukaryota; Metazoa; Arthropoda; Insecta; Coleoptera; Chrysomelidae.